CUGAUGACUGGAGCCCCGGUGAUAUCGGUGGCCCCGCCCCGUCUGACAAACCGGAGAGACCAGGACGGGGGUCAGUGGUCACCGGGCCGGCAGGGGACCGGAGGAAGGCCGCUCCUGGACGGGGAGGCCUCAGAGUGACGGGCCGGACAUGCCGAGCGUGGCUGGAUAUGGAAUACAAUGACAAGCUGGCCAGGUUCCGUCAGGGUCAUCUCAACCCAUUCAAUAAACCAAGAGAGGAGGAGCGUCCCCGGGAGGACGGUGAACAGGAGUCUUCCAAGGACUCUCCGCCAGGAUCCCCUCUGCGUGUGCCAGAAUUCCCUGAGCGAGCGAUGGAUUUGGGUGUUUCAGAAGACCACUUCUCCCGGCCGGUGGGCCUCUUUCUGGCGUCCGACAUCCAGCAGUUAAGACAGGCGAUUGAGGAGUGCAAGCAGGUGAUCCUCGAGCUGCCCGAGCAGUCGGACAAGCAGAAGGACGCAGUGGUGAGACUCAUUCAUCUCCGACUCAAGCUGCAGGAGCUGAAGGACCCACACGAGGAUGAGCCUAAUAUGCGGAUUAUAUUAGAACAUCGAUUCUACAAGGAGAAGAGUAAAAGCGUGAAACAAGUGUGUGAUAAGUGCAGCACGUUUAUCUGGGGCUUGAUCCAGACAUGGUAUACGUGCACAGGUUGUUACUAUCGUUGUCACAGCAAAUGUCUGAACCUUAUUACUAAACCCUGCGUGAGGUCGAAGGUCAGUCAUCAGUCCGAGUACGAGUUAACCAUUUGCCCAGAGGCUGGACUGGACAGUCAGGAUUAUCGCUGCGCCGAGUGCAGGGCACCCAUCUCAUUGCGAGCUGUCCCCAGCGAGGCCCGGCAGUGUGAUUACACUGGGCAAUACUACUGCAGCAAUUGCCACUGGAAUGAUCUUGCUGUCAUACCAGCCCGGGUUAUUCAUAACUGGGACUUCGAACCACGCAAGGUGUCUCGCUGCAGUAUGCGGUAUCUUGCCCUGAUGCUGGGCCGUCCGGUGCUGAAGCUGCGGGAAAUUAACCCUUUGCUGUUUAACUAUGUGGAAGAGCUGGUAGAGAUUCGGAAGUUACGUCAGGAUAUCCUCCUCAUGAAGCCAUACUUUAUCACAUGCAAAGAAGCAAUGGAGGCCCGAUUGCUGCUGCAGCUCCAGGAUCGUCAGCACUUUGUGGAGAACGAUGACAUGUACUCCCUGCAGGAUCUUCUAGAUGUUAGCAGUGGACGGCUGGGGGCCUCCCUCACUGACGUACACACCAUGUUUGCCAAGCACAUUAAACUGGACUGUGAGCGCUGCCAGGCUAAAGGCUUUGUGUGUGAACUGUGCAAGGAAGGAGACAUUUUAUUUCCAUUUGAUAGCCACACAUCUGUGUGCCAGGAGUGUGCCGCUGUGUUUCACAGGGACUGCUAUUAUGAUAAUUCAACAAGCUGCCCCCGCUGUAUGCGGCUAAAUCUCCGGAAACAGGCACAAGAGCCAUCAGAGGGCACGUGGCAGCAGUGAGGAAGAGACCCCACACAUGGCACUACUUUGUACAGGGAGAGAGACACUUGUAUGGUGCUGGGAGACAGCGAUGGCACCCACUGUGCCCGGUGGGAGACCGUGGAAUGAACCUUUUAAAGAACUUCUGAGGAACCUGAGUCUUUGAGACGUUCCAGACGAAUAGACGCCCACCAUUCCGGCAGAGACCUUACCUCUCUACAAGAGACUAUUCCUCGUAUGUAGAUCUCAUGUGGUGCCUUACUGCCGCAUUAUACGUGGUGAUCUAGUACUGAUUUUUUGGGGGGUGGGGGUUGAUAAAUAAGACUCAGUCCUCUCAAUUGCAGGCACUGCCAUGGAGAACAUCAUUGGAAGCAGGUUUAGUACUAUUCUGCAGGCCUCCCGUACCUUAUGUAUAUAGAAUGUACUGUCUCUGGCAUCUCUAAUUGGUAAAACGCUAUAGCAAUAUUCAGUACCUCACAGCGUCUCUUCCCUCUAAGGUGUUGAGCUAUAUUUACCCAUUUUCAAGCUUGCCCUAUGGGUUUGCAUAGGUUAGAGAAGGUUAUUGCACAUGGAACGUAGCUUUUCAGACCCCUAGAGCCUGACGUCCACUAAUGUUUGGAUCAUCAUUGCUGGGAGGGAAAGGCAUAAGGACGUGCAAUAGAUGUCGAGAGAUGCUGACCCUGUACAGCUUCAUUGGCCAACCUGCGGCUCUCCAGCUGUUGUAAAACUACAAUUCCCAGCUGUAGGCUGUCUGGGCAUGCUGGGAGUUGUAGUUUCACAACAGCUGGAGAGCCAUAGGGAGUAUAGCGCUAUCUGAGCAGGGGGCCGGCUGUUAUAUUUGGAAUAUGGACGCUGGUGGAUGAUGACCGUCUGAAUGAAGCCUGACUCUUGGCCUUAUCAUGGCGAGCAUUAGACACCCGUUCUAUUCUGCAUUAUUUGAAACCACUCAAUCGUUGAAAAUAAGUGAAACCCAUACAUAACGGAGGGUGCCAGAGUGCAGCUACUAUUUAUUAAGAGAAUUAUUGCUGUUAUUUAUCCCCUUGUACAUUAAAGGUGAUUUUGUGAAUAAAAUUAACGCUAUUCAUUA
Messenger RNA from Bufo gargarizans (Asiatic toad), 2568 nucleotides. It is a transcript of the gene DEF8, whose product is annotated as differentially expressed in FDCP 8 homolog. Lineage: Eukaryota; Metazoa; Chordata; Amphibia; Anura; Bufonidae. Bases 168 to 1502 code for a protein of 444 amino acids. The transcript is spliced from 12 exons. The record is from RefSeq and is a predicted model, not a curated record.